Messenger RNA from Kuraishia capsulata CBS 1993, 417 nucleotides. RefSeq lists its product as uncharacterized. Gene Ontology annotation, biological process: proton motive force-driven ATP synthesis. Bases 1 to 417 code for a protein of 138 amino acids. The record is from RefSeq and is a predicted model, not a curated record. The transcript has 2 exons. Gene Ontology annotation, molecular function: proton transmembrane transporter activity. Lineage: Eukaryota; Fungi; Ascomycota; Pichiomycetes; Pichiales; Pichiaceae.
AUGUUUUCCCGUCAAUUGUUGAGAUCAACCAGAGCCGCUAACGGUGCUCGUUUUGUGUCCACCAGCGCUAUCACCACCAAAGCUUCCGAUCUUGCUAGCAAGACCGUUUACUGGUCCAAGGUCACUGCUGAAUUGGCCAAGGAAGUGUACAAGAAGGAAGGUUUCGCUCCACCCUCCGUUGCCGAGUUCCAGAAGGUCUAUGAGUCCCUAUACAAGGAUGCUUUGAAGUUCGCGCUCGACCCAAAGGCUGCCGUUAAGUAUGCCAAAACCAUAUUCAACUCCUUGGACAAGAAGACCAGCAUAACUUAUGGCUCUUACCUUGUCCAAAUACUUGGUCUCUUUUCUCUCGGAGAGAUUGUUGGAAGAAGACAGCUCGUUGGCUACCCAUCUUUCGGACCAAAAGAGCACCACCACUAG